AUGAAACAGAAGGUCCCUAUGCUUGUAAAAAACCGGAAGCCUCUGUAUAGUGAGCGAAAGCUCGGCAAACCCGUUAAAAGUAUUGCAUAUCAUACUAAACAGAAGCGCGCCAAUAUAAACGGCUCCAUCCUGUUCAUUUCUCGUGUGCAUGUUUGUCCGCAAGAACAGAGUCGACGUGAUAAUGGCGACUAUGAAAAUCUGCACUGUCUUAAAAACGUAGACGAACGAGUUUCUCUUGAUGAGGAGCCACUCUUUGUCGAAAUUGGCCUUGAGAAGCUCCCGUUUGGGUACGGAGUAUUUUUUGAAGACAAGGGCCGCCUUGUGAGUCCUGUCCUUAUCGUAAGUCCCUUUUCGCUCGGGGCAAGUGAAGCCGCAGGUUUGGAAGAAGUCGACGACAUGCUGGCGUGGGCCCUGAUACACGAUCUGACCUUCGGAUAA
Molecule: messenger RNA, 438 nt
Organism: Striga asiatica
Lineage: Eukaryota; Viridiplantae; Streptophyta; Magnoliopsida; Lamiales; Orobanchaceae
Source: the annotation of a GenBank genome assembly